This is a messenger RNA of Acanthosepion pharaonis, 5367 nucleotides long. The record is from the annotation of a GenBank genome assembly. Lineage: Eukaryota; Metazoa; Mollusca; Cephalopoda; Sepiida; Sepiidae.
AUGAGAGAAGAACAUGAACGUCAAGAUCGAGAACUUCAAGAGAGAGAACGUGACCAAAGGCAAGAAAGACAGCGGGUCUUCAUGAAGACUCAGGAAGUUACACCUGCUGCUGCUGUCAAUCAGCAUUUCAUUGAGUCUCUAAAACGAGCCAGUCAGCGGAGUACUACAGUGUGGCCUUCUCCUUCAAUAACAUUAGGCACAGGAAAAGGCCUUGUUGGGAAAAAUGAGUUGAUGCCACAAUCAACUAAAUCGAAUGUCUUUUCCCACAAUGUCUCUCGUCAAGAUCCUCUUCGGCCUGAAAGCAAAAUUGAGGAUAAAGUGGAGAAAUAUAAAUAUGAUAAAGACGACAAACACGAUGGCCCUCUGCUUAAUACUCAGCGUUCAGUCUACCUCGAUAAACACCCUGAUUUGUCUCUUCAUCAAAAACAUUCAAAAGAUGAUAGACUUCUACAGCAUCAAUCACAUGCAAGCCAAAUGCUCUAUGAGGGACAUAUUAAAAUGAUAGAACGUGGUGAAACUCUAAAGUCAGAGUCUGUAUUGAAGGAAGAAAAACUCUCAACUUCACAAGUUUAUUCUCAUAAUGACAGUUUGGCUUCUCAUCAACGAGCUAGUUUGGUACAACAGGUGAAACAGGAGCCUAACUUCAGUCUCUAUGGUUACCAACCAUACCAACACUCUUACAUCAGUAGUGACCAGUUGACUUUACGAGGACUUACAGACAAAAAUAGUUCUAGAAAUGAUCGAUCUCAUGAAUCAAGUUUGUUACAUCGAGAGUCAUCCCCAUCUCUGAAACGAAAAGACUUGUCAAUUCCACCACCUCUCAUCAAAGAUGGUAAACCACACAACAGCGUUAUUGUUGAAAAUAAAUGUAGAGAUGGUGCAAAAUCAGCAAGUCCCCACAGCUCUCUAUACGGUAGUCCUGCUGCACCCUCUUCUAAAUCAAUGUCUCCCACAACACCACUCACAUAUUCUGACAGGCUUCCUGAACGUUCACUAACAUUCUCGACAUCGACACCAUCUGUGUCAUAUGGUUCUCCUCAUACAAGUUCACCAUCACCACGUCAUGUGCCAUCUGCACAUACUCUCUCUGCUUUCAUUAUUGCUGACAAAUCUCGUUCUCAAAGCCCUCUUCAGGUAGCAAGUCCUCAGCAACUGUCAGCUGCUGUCAUGCAGCAACCAAUUGACUAUCGUAAAACACCCCCCAACAGUCAACGGGGACAUAGUAAUUCUACAGUGAACUCCCAUUACAGUAGUGGUAGUGUCCAUAUAUCUAGUUCUCCUUAUACUUGUAACAGUCAAGUAAUAAGUUCCAGUGCACAUUCAAUAACGGUCAGUUCACCUCACAUGUCUCAAGCCAGUCAACAACCAAUAUCUGGCUUGGUACAUUCAUACAUGGUUCCCUCACAUUCACUUGUUACUAGCAGUGCUGAGAGCCAUCCCCAUGGGGUUCCAGGUUCCCAUACAAAUGUGAUGCCCCCUAAAACUUUCUCUCCAUUGACUAAUCCACACACAAAUGCAUAUACAACAAAUACUCCCGUUAGUAUGAAACGAAAGCCUGUCAGGGACAGUAGUAUUAGAAAAAAAAUGAAACCUGAUCAGACAUCUAAAAUCAUAACUCCCACAUCUGUAAGUGUUCCUGUUACAACUCCUCAAAUCCUGUCCAAUCCCUCCCCUUACACAACUUCCAGCAGUAGUGGGACUACGUUUCAACCUACUGUAUCCAUUCCAGCCACACUUUCUGCUACAACAACAGGUUCCAGUAUAAUGCUGACUACAUCAAGAGCAUCCGGUUAUAUGGACAGUUUCCGGUCUUUUGUUGAGAAUACUGUUCAAAAUGCUUUCUUUCAAGACACUACAGAUGUGAUUCCUUCUACACAGAAACUUCAGUCAAAAAUAACAGAAACUGAACGGCAGGUGCCAUCAGCUACAGUGACUCUUCCAGCAGUUGCUCAUUCACAACGAAAUAAAGACUGUAUGUCCAUAGUCCCUCCACUGCCACCUCCUCCACCCCCUCAUUCUUUGAAUACCACUACUCCAGUGACCAAUACCACUUCAUCAACAAUGGCAACUUCUCACAGUUGUAGCAGCAACAACACUCCUACCACAAGUAUCUCCGUUAUAGCACCUCAUCCAGGAGCUAUAACUGGCAUGGUUAAUUACUCUGAGAUUAGUAGUAGAGGCCUGAACGGCCAGAUUGACACUGAUAGUGACACUCUAAGUGCUCCCAGUCCACCCCCUCCAGCCAAGCAAGAGACUUGUGCAUCUCCAGGAAGGUCAAGCAACCAUCCAAAGCUUAAAAAGGCUUGGCUACAGCGUCACUCUGAUGAGGAUAAGAUCAAAGAGCUAAAACCUGUGAAAGAGGAGGACCCAAAUAGUGUGGCUGAUAAGGGAGAUGUUGUGAAAACAUGCUAUGUGAACUGUUCUUACAUCUCCCCAAGCAAAGAAGGGGGCAGCAAAUCUCCAAUAACCUCCAUCAGAAUGGCUAAUGGCAACAUGAAAGAUUUGACAAAAGAUAGUGAUGAGUCAACAAGUUCUGCAUCUGAAACUGAUGUACAGCAUGAUGAUGUGAACCCUGCUUCCAAACGCCAUCGCCAAGAAACUCAUAUGGAGGAAAUUGAAGCCAAAAAAAUAAAAAAUGAAAUAAAAUCUGAACCAAACAGCAUCUGUGAUGAAGAACCUAAAUAUAUAAGUAAAAAGAAAAAUGCUUCAGGAAAAGCAAAGACAGCAUGUCAGAGAUCAAAAAUUUCAGAAUGUCAUGUAAAACAAGAAGAUUCAGACAAUUGUCCAGAUUCUGAUUCCAAAGAUGAAGCUAUGGACAUGGAUAACAUUUCUCAGGAUUCUGAUGUUGGACAUAAAGCUGAUAUUUCUACCUUUAAGGAAGACAAAAUAAGUGUUAAUGCUUACCGUCACCCACCACCAAAAGCUAGUGUUGCAACUCUGAGACGCACUGGAGAGCCCUUUUUACAAGAUGGAGCUUGCCGGGAUGUCACACCAAAAUUGAUGAAGUGUCGUGAAUGUCGUUUAACACCUAAUCAACGGAGUAAAAAGCUACCAAAUAUUUUCUGCAGAUUUUAUGAAUUCAGGAAGUUACGCUACAGCCAGAAAGGCUUCUUGAUGAUUGCAGGAUUUGCUGAGUUGUCUGAUGCUUAUAAAGGUGAUGUUAAACCAUGGGAACCAGAAUUACCUGUUAAUGAUCCUCAGAUUGAUGAAAAGAUGUCAAAAUACAUACUCAGUAAAGUUGGAGACAAGUUCUGCGAGUUGGUUGAACAAGAACGAGAGGCUAGGUCUUGGGCUGGCAAAGAUACUAAAAUUGCUUGGAAACGUGCUGUGACUGGCGUUAGAGAAAUGUGUGAUGUGUGUGACACAACCCUAUUUAAUAUCCACUGGGUAUGUCACAAAUGUGGCUUUGUGGCCUGUCUUGACUGUUAUAAGACUCGCAUGAAUCGAUCCAACUCUGACAAUGAGGAAAAUGAUGAGAUAGCUUCAUCUCCUGAGGAGCAUGAAUGGUUAACAUGUAGUGCAAACAGACAGCCUCAUGAACCAGAGAAGUUGAUGCUGACACAAAUCAUCCCUUCCAAUGCUCUUUGGGAUUUAGGUAGACGUAUCCAUGACUUGAGAAAAAGAUUCAAUAUUCCUUCAAACUGCUCUUGUGAUAGAGAUGUUGUCCAGAAGAAUGGUGUGAACCAGGAAUUGAUUCAAAAUGCUGUAAAUCAUGUGUCUUCAGAUAAGAACCUAAAACUUGUGAAUGGUUUGGAAGAAGAGAGUAAGAAUAAGAAAGGAAGUCAUGGGACUCAACCAGAAAAUCUUUCCAACUAUAAUCCUGAUGCAAAUUCUCCCCUUUGUCUCCUUGCUGACGUAGCUAUGAAUUCUGAAAACAGUCGUGAUCGUACAGAUCCACUGCUGAAUAAAAAAGAGGAAUCAAACAAUGCGGGUAACCAAGAAGCCCUUCCUGCUGGUUCAACAGAAGGUGGGGAAAAGAAACCUCCAGGAUGCUCAACUCUGCGAGAGCUGUUAACCAAAACAGCUGGCAAAGUAAAGCCUGGUGCUGAUAACAAAAAAACAUCUAAACCAAAGACAGUACGUGAUACUCUGGCAGAUAUCAUCCAGUCAGUUGUGGGCAAAGCUUUUCCUAAAGAAAAUGAAACUGUGCCAAUGAUGAAGCUCAUGCAUUACAUCCCACGGAUGGGACCUCGCAUUAUUGCUCGAGAGAUUCCAAUUUCUAAGCACACUCUGACAGAAACAAGUGUGUUGUACCCUGAUGUCCCACAUUCAUGGCUUUGUGAUGGGCGUCUUCUCAGGUUGCAUGAGCCAAAACACAAGAACAAUAUCCUUAUUUUUCAGGAACAAUGGAAACAGGGAUCACCAGUCAUUGUAUCUGGUGUACAGAAGUACUUAAAAAAGAAAAUUUGGCAACCAGAUAGUUUUGGUGAAGAGUUUGGUCAUUUGGAAAAUGACUUGGUUAAUUGCCGGACUGGAGAUGUUUGGAUUGGACAUCCUAUGAAAAUCUUCUGGGAAGGAUUUGAGAGCAUAAAGAAACGUCUGAAAGAUAAAAAUAACGACCCUAUGUUGCUGAAAUUGAAAGAUUGGCCUCCAGGAGAUGACUUUAGUGACCUCCUUCCACAGAGGUUUACAGAUUUAAUGCAAGCACUCCCUUUGCCAGAAUAUACACACAGGGUAGGGAUUCUAAAUUUAGCUUCACGCCUUCCAGAUUUCUUGGUCAGACCUGAUUUGGGACCAAAAAUGUACAAUGCUUAUGGUUCAGCAAGUUUUCCGUCUGAAGGAACAACAAAUUUGCAUUUGGAUGUGUCCGAUGCUGUGAAUGUUAUGGUCCAUGUGGGCAUCCCUGAUGAUGGCCCUAAUGGUCGUCAAGACCAUAUUGAGGCGGCAUUGAAAGCCAUAGAUGAUGCAGAUUGUGAUAUAAUUACUAAACGACGGGUUCGGGAAGUGAAUGAAAUUCCUGGAGCAUUAUGGCAUAUCUAUUGUGCUGAGGAAGCUGACAAAAUUAGAGACUUGCUCAAUAAGGUGGGUAAAGAAAAUGGACAGAAGAUUGAACCUGAUCAUGACCCUAUUCAUGAUCAAAGCUGGUACUUAGAUGCCAAAUUAAGGGAUCGUCUAAACAAAGAAUAUGGGGUAUUGGGCUACACAAUAGUUCAAUGCCUAGGAGAUGCUGUAUUCAUUCCAGCUGGUGCACCUCAUCAGGUGCGCAACUUACACAGCUGUGUGAAGGUUGCUGAAGAUUUUGUAUCUCCUGAACAUUUGGAUCACUGCUUCCGAAUGACACAAGAAUUUCGCCAUCUUUCUGAUACACAUAGUAACCAUGAAGAUAAACUUCAAGUAAGUUUUUUGUGUAAUUAUCUUCAUCCUUGA